Messenger RNA from Mucor velutinosus, 744 nucleotides. RefSeq names its product 60S ribosomal protein L8. Gene Ontology annotation, cellular component: cytosol. Bases 1 to 744 code for a protein of 247 amino acids. Gene Ontology annotation, biological process: glyceraldehyde-3-phosphate biosynthetic process; glycolytic process; gluconeogenesis. Lineage: Eukaryota; Fungi; Mucoromycota; Mucoromycetes; Mucorales; Mucoraceae. The transcript is spliced from 3 exons. The record is from RefSeq and is a predicted model, not a curated record. Gene Ontology annotation, molecular function: triose-phosphate isomerase activity.
AUGGUUCGCAACUUUUUCAUUGGUGGUAACUGGAAGAUGAACGGCUCCGUUAAGCAAGCCAAGGAGCUCGUCGAGAUGCUCAAUGGUUUCGAGGUUCCUGCCAACACUGAGGUUGUUGUUGCUCCUCCUGCCCUUUACGUUGACCGUGUCAACCAAGGUUUGAAGAAGGAAAUCAAGGUUGCUGCUCAAAACACCUACAUCAAGGCCUCUGGUGCUUACACUGGUGAGAUUUCUCCUCAAAUGCUCAAGGAUAUGGGUGUUGAUUGGGUUGUUCUCGGUCACUCUGAGCGUCGUGAGUACUUCCACGAGUCUGAUGAGCUCGUUGGUGAGAAGACCGCUUUCGCUCUCGAUGCUGGUGUCUCUGUCAUUGCCUGUAUUGGUGAGAAGCUCGAGGAACGUGAGGCCAACAUCACCAACGAUGUUGUCGCUCGUCAAAUGAAGGCUAUUGCUGCCUCUGUCAAGGACUGGACCAAUGUUGUCGUUGCCUAUGAACCCGUUUGGGCUAUUGGUACCGGUAAGGUUGCUACUCCCGAGCAAGCUCAAGAUGUCCACGCUUUCCUCCGUCAAUGGUUGGCUGAGAACGUUUCUCAAAAGGCUGCUGAUGAGACCCGUAUCCUUUAUGGUGGUUCCGUCAACGGUGGUAACUGUAAGACUCUUGCUGGUAAGCCCGAUAUUGAUGGUUUCUUGGUUGGUGGUGCUUCUCUUAAGCCCGAAUUCGGUGAAAUCAUCCUCUCUCGUCAAUAA